Molecule: messenger RNA, 664 nt
Organism: Mucor mucedo
Lineage: Eukaryota; Fungi; Mucoromycota; Mucoromycetes; Mucorales; Mucoraceae
Product: MSF1-domain-containing protein
Exons: 3
Coding region: 64-618 (184 amino acids)
Biological process (GO): phospholipid transport
Cellular component (GO): mitochondrial intermembrane space
Molecular function (GO): phosphatidic acid transfer activity
Source: RefSeq, a predicted model, not a curated record
CGGCUUCCUCCUCCUCCUCUUUCUCUCUUUCUUAAUUUUUUUUUUUUUUUUUGUGUGUGUAUAAUGAAGUUCUUUAAGUCAACUCAUGAAUACAGUUACGAAUGGAACUUGGUGUCAGCAGCCCAAUGGCAAAAAUACCCCAACGAAAACUGUCCUCAUGUGUCUCAUGUUGAUGUUUUAAAUCGUCAAAUGGAUCCAGAGACUGGCAUCUUGACCACGGAAAGACUUAUCACUGUGAACCAGAAUAUACCCACUAUUAUCAGAAAGAUCCUUGGUAAUAGCUCAACGCAAUAUGUUCGAGAAAUUUCCAUCAUUGACCCCAAGAAGAAGACCUUGACUAUGCGUUCUAUCAAUUUGACCUUGUGUAAUUUAUUGUCUGUGGAAGAGACCAUUGUUUAUCAAGAACAUCCUGAGGAUCAAACAAGAACACAAUUCACGCAACAGGCAGCAAUUAAGGCUGGUAGCCUGGUUUCCGGAUGGUCAAAUGUAUUGGAGGAGUUUUCUUUGAGAAGAUUCAAGCAAAAUGCAGAUGUUGGACGUGAUGGGUUUAACAAGGUAUUAGAAAAGUUUGUGGUGAUGGCUGAAGCGAAAGAAACUGCCACCGCCUCUGCUUUAUAAUCACAAUGACACGUAUCUACGCAACGUAGACACUCCACACACAACA